UCCUGCUCGAGCCAUCGAGGCUUGCACCUUACUUUUUCCCCGCAGUGUUUUGGAAAUCAUGCUUUCAAAGUGCGAAAACAUCCGAGAUGCUGUGAAGUCUCUUGUUACGGUUUUCUGGAUCACUUAUAGCGUCUGUUCCGUUGGUGUUGACGGCGAGGAGGGCAAUGGCUGUGGACAUUCACUGCUGGCCACAGAGUCUGGCACAUUGGCCUCUCAGAACUACCCGGGCACCUACCCCAGUAACACCUGGUGUAAGUGGAGGCUCCGAGUGCCAGAGGGGCGAACGCUGCGGCUGCUGUUUGGGGAUUUUGACAUUGAGAGCAGCCCAGGCUGCAGGAAUGGCUCUCUUGUGAUCGCAGACAAGAGCGGAGAACCCAGUCUGGGUCCAGUGUGUGGGAAGCUGGAUGCAUCACAGAAGAAUGUGACACUAAAAAGCAAUGAAGUGACCGUAACGUUCAGGUCAGGCCCACACCGCUCUGGACGAGGGUUUCUACUGUCUUAUGCCACAGACCAGUAUCCAGAUCUCAUAUCUUGUUUACAACGAGGAUCUCAUUCUAGCUCGCCGCUUUUGAGUGUGUACUGCCCUGCUGGAUGCAAGAAUGUCACAGGGGAUGUUUGGGGAAACUCUGAACAAGGUUACAGAGAUACCUCAGUUCUGUGCAAGUCUGCAGUCCAUGCCGGAGCUGCAUCUGAUAGUCUGGGAGCUCAUGUUACUGUGAACCGUGGGAGAAGUCUUACACUUUAUGAAUCCACCUUUGCCAAUGGAAUCCUUUCAAAAAUGGGAUCAUUAUCUGAAAAGAAGGUGCUCUUCAGUCAAGACUGCAACGACAUCCUGAGUGUUUCUGGUUUAAAUGCCUCAUCUUUCUGGGAUAAAGACAGCCAAGAGCACAAAAUGUUCUGGUCCUCCAGAAACAUGGAUUCUAGCCACGAGUUCUUGCCCUGGGCUGCAGAUGGUAAUGAUCUGAACCCGUGGGUGGAGCUGGGGCUGAGUGAUAGAAGCACUAUCGCAGGGAUAAUAACAAUGGGAUCAAACGACCACUACAUAGAAUCCUUCAGUCUUUUUUUCAGCAAAGACAGAAAAACGUGGAAGCUUUACAAAGGUGCUCUCAGCAAAGAAAGAAAGGUGUUUCAUGCCUAUACUGAAGGACACCUCAGGGUUCUCAACAGCUUUUUCCCUCCUGUGGUGGCUCGGUUCGUACGGCUACAGCCACUGAGCUGGCACGGCCGAGCUUCAGCUCGGUUGCAAGUCCUGGGCUGUCCUGUCGCCAAGAUCACACCGAGGCCACGCUCAGCCACCGAAUCUCCAGCCAUCAAAGUUAACAUGGGUACACCGCGGCCCAGCCCCACCCCCACCCCCACAGAUGGCGCAGUGCUAGUGGAGACCAGACUGAGCUCCAGUCAACCAGUGAUAGUGGCAGUGGGCGUGGUCCUGGGGCUGAUAAUGUGCGGCAGCUGUUUGCUGGCUGGAGUCUGGUGGAAGAGAAGGAAAAAAGAGUCACAAAUGAAGUACUCCUUACCCACAAUAGGUUGUCAGAGUUUCCAGGCAAAGAGUCUCUCAUGCCCACAAUCGGAGCUCAUCUCUUACCCUCUGGAGCGAAAUGUCCAUGAUGCUCUACCUAGCCCUCCUCUUAAUGACUAUGCAGAUGUUGCAGCCAUUGGACAGAAGGUUGGGUCAACAUUCAGACCCUCCUCAGAUGAGGGCUACACCACCCCCUUUGCCUUCAACCAUUACGACACUCCUGGCAACCUGCCAGAGUACGCCGAGCCUUUGCCCCCAGAGCCUGAGUAUGCCACCCCAUUCAGUGAGCAGCCCUCGGAGUCCAUGCUACCAACUUUGACGGGGAUCGUUCACAGCAAAACACAUGGACCCCCUGUACCAGCACCUACCGCUGGAACCAGGAGGACAUCCAGCCACGCUCAGUAUGACUGCCCCUCACACAGGAUGCUAUCCAAUGGCUACUGCACUCCCGCCCUACAUGCUAAUGGCCCGAGGCCGAUCAGUGUGGUCUACGCAGAGCCCAAGUCAUGCGACUCUUUACUACAGAAGCACACAUAUGAGGAGCCUUUGUGAGCACAGCGAGCUCAGACAUGAAGGGAAAAAAAGACUCGCCUGAACUGAAAUGUGUGUUGGGAGCAGAGGAUUACUUGAGGUGAUCUCAAGCGGACAGAAGACAUUAAGCUGGACAGUGUUGUCCAGACAGUACUAAUGCUGACAGAGCUGAACUUCCAGUGAGUGAUGUACCUAAAGUCGAUUAGUCACUUGGACCACGAUGCAUAUACGAGGGUACACAACUCAGAUCUCAGCCAUAUGCACACAAGUAUUUCCUUCCAGGAAGUAUGUCGUUAAACAGCGAAAGUAUCCUGUGAUGCACAAAGAAGAUGCAGGUUCAGUUGCCCCUCAGUGAUACCGUUUAUUAAAAUGUUUAUUCACAAGCUGCACUUUCAGAAAACACAUACAGCAAUGUAUUUAACAGGUUAAUGCAACAAAACAAAAAAAGUGGAUUAUACGUUACAUGUCCUCACAAAGCAUUGUAUUCACAAUGUAUAUUUCAAACUAUAAAUGGCACACUGUAACAAAGUGGUAAAGACUGUUGCUGUAACGUUGUAUCACCACUAGGUGGCUCUCUUGAGCUUUAAACUAAUGUGUUGCGUAAUUAUUUGUCUGCUGGUUCUCACUCCUCAGAUAAUUGUCAUCCAUUUAUAACAUGUACAGUAACAAAUAAACAUUGUUUUAAAAU
Anarrhichthys ocellatus (wolf-eel) is the source of this 2738-nucleotide messenger RNA. RefSeq names its product discoidin, CUB and LCCL domain-containing protein 1. The record is from RefSeq and is a predicted model, not a curated record. Gene Ontology annotation, molecular function: signaling receptor activity. The transcript has 15 exons. Lineage: Eukaryota; Metazoa; Chordata; Actinopteri; Perciformes; Anarhichadidae. Gene Ontology annotation, cellular component: plasma membrane. Bases 59 to 2071 code for a protein of 670 amino acids.